Messenger RNA from Scatophagus argus, 2463 nucleotides. RefSeq names its product cathepsin C (gene ctsc). Gene Ontology annotation, molecular function: cysteine-type endopeptidase activity. The record is from RefSeq and is a predicted model, not a curated record. Lineage: Eukaryota; Metazoa; Chordata; Actinopteri; Scatophagidae. Gene Ontology annotation, cellular component: lysosome. The transcript is spliced from 8 exons. The coding region runs from base 394 to 1767 and encodes 457 amino acids.
ACUUAUAGCUUGCUGAUAGCUCCUGUAUAUCAGCAUCAAUACACAUGUUGGUGUUUUGGGAAUACAAUUUAUUUUGUACUAAUAUCAAAGGGAUGCUGUAAAUGCAAAGAACUUUCGCUCGCCGGUUUUCUUGCUAAUUGAUCGUGCGCAAGUGCGUUGUACGGUACUGGCUUCAGGUUCCUAUCUUGACCGUAAAAGUUGAAAUGUGGCUCUUUGUAAAAAGUUUCAGUUUGCAUAAAUAGUGGUAUAGCAGACAGACAGAAAGGAAAUAGAGAAGUCAGAAGCUAUCGGUGCAGUUAGGCCUGUCGGGUCACUCUCAUAGGCUCCUUUUAGAAGACGCAGUUCUGGCUGUGUAGUUCUUGCAGUGUGUGUCGGGACUUAAGCUAGCUGUGUAUGAAGAUGAGGCUGAGCGCUGUGUUAGUGUGUGUGUGCCUGCUUUGGGUUCAGGGGUCCUGGGGUGACACACCGGCCAACUGCACAUAUGAGGACCUGCUGGGGACAUGGGUGUUCCAAGUGUCCAAAGGAGGACACGACAAAACCGUCAACUGCUCUGCUGAAGCUACAGGUGAAAGCACUGUGACUGUGACCCUGGAGAAACUGUCUGUAGCCACAGACCAGCUGGGUAACACUGGCUUCUUCACCAUUGUCUACAACCAGGGUUUUGAAGUGGUCAUUAAUGGGUACAAAUGGUUCGGCUUCUUCAAGUACAGUGUGGACGGCCUUAAGGUGACCAGCUACUGCGACCAGACCCUACCAGGGUGGGUCCAUGAUGUCUUGGGGAACAACUGGGCCUGUUUUGUGGGGAAGAGAGUGGAUCCAGUGCCACCCCGAACAGAUUACAAACCAAUCUUCAGCAGCAGUCUCCUCCAGAGGCCGUACAAACACAACAUGGACUUCAUUGACACCAUCAACUCGGUCCAGAAUUUCUGGAAGGCUGUACGCCACCCAGAGCUUGAGAUGUACACAAUGCAGGAGCUACACUACCGAGCUGGGGGGCCUGCCUCCCGUAUCCCCAGACGUGUUCGCCCUGUGGCUGUGAAAGCUGAAGUCGCCAAGAUGGCGGCAGCUCUACCCGAGCAAUGGGACUGGAGAAACAUUGAUGGUGUUAAUUUUGUCAGCCCUGUGAGAAACCAAGCAUCAUGUGGUAGCUGCUAUUCCUUUGCCACCAUGGGAAUGCUGGAAGCUCGUAUUAGAAUCCUCACCAACAACAGCGAGAGUCCCAUCCUCAGCCCGCAACAAGUGGUCUCCUGUUCUGAAUAUUCUCAAGGUUGUGAUGGAGGGUUCCCUUACCUGAUCGGAAAGUACGCGCAGGAUUUCGGCAUUGUGGAUGAGUCAUGCUUCCCAUAUGUUGCCAAGAACUCUCCGUGUGGCGUCCCUCAAAAUUGCAGACGUAUUUACACAGCUGAAUACCACUAUGUUGGUGGAUUUUAUGGUGGCUGCAGUGAGAUGGCCAUGAUGUUGGAACUGGUUAAGAAUGGACCCAUGGCUGUGGCCUUUGAGGUCCACCCUGAUUUUAUGCACUACAAGGGGGGCAUCUACCACCACACAGGCCUCAUAGACUCCGUAAAUCCCUUUGAGCUGACCAACCAUGCUGUCCUCUUGGUCGGGUAUGGCCGCUGCCACAUGACCGGACAGAAGUACUGGAUUGUCAAGAACAGCUGGGGCACCGGCUGGGGCGAGGACGGCUACUUCCGAAUCCGUCGUGGCAGUGAUGAGUGUGCUAUUGAGAGCAUUGCAGUCGCAGCCAACCCAAUCCCGAAACUGUAGAGGCUGUGAACUCAGGAUGGAAAGAAGGGCUGUCUUAAUGAAGAGUCUCAUUAGCUAUUUUCAAGAAAACUUUUGUAAAUUUUCACAUGGGUAGUGUCUGUCUUUUUCCAGCAAGCACAAUAUUAAGAUGAAUUAUCCAAGACGGAGCUGGCUUAUGGGAUUAACAUGUUGUGUGGCAUCCAGCUGAGAAUUACAUUGUGAAGAGUUUUAUCAUUCAACUUGUAUAGGUGCAGUGAAACAGAUAUCGUCCUACAUUAGUUAAAAGCACAAAUAGGGACACAAAAGUCUGUAAGCCUACCCAUGUUGUUUUAAUAUUGAUUAUGUUUCUUGUUUCAUUCAAUCUGUAACUGCACAAAUCAAAGCAGAUUGUUGCAUGCCGUGUCAAUUCAUGGUUAGGACCUCCUAACUGUAACAUUUAAAGGGAACUGACAACCGAGGAGUCGAUGUUUUUGUUCGUGUUGUCAGGUGGCGCACCUUGAUUCUUUGUCUCAGGGAGAAUCAUAAUAUCAUCUGUCCUUGCACGCAUCAUCUUAAAACUGUUCCCCUGUGGAGCAUUUUAAAGGGAUUUUUUAAAAUAAUCAAUUAAGGCAUCUAGUGAUUGUUCCUUAUGCCUUUUUAUUGUGCGUCCCAUGCAGUGAAAGAAAGUGUUUUCAGUGUAUUGUGAAAUUUGAUUGAUUAAAAGCUUUUCAAAAUGUU